UCCUGCCGGCGCCGCCUUGCAGCGCGGCCGCCCGCAACGGCACCAAGUGGACCUAUAUUGGCCCUAAUGGGGAGAAGAACUGGUCCAAGAAGUACCCAUCCUGUGGGGGCCUGCUGCAGUCUCCGAUAGACCUGCAUGGUGACAUCCUUCAGUAUAACGCCAGCCUUGGACCCCUCGAGUUCCAAGGUUACAAUGUGUCUUCCAGCGAACUGCUGAACCUGACUAAUAAUGGCCAUUCAGUGAAGCUGUGCCUGCACCCAGCCAUGCACAUCCAGGGCCUCGGCUCCCACCGGUACCGGGCCACACAGCUGCACCUGCACUGGGGGGACAGCCAGGAGCCCUUCGGCUCUGAGCACACCGUCAGCGGGAAGCACUUCGCUGCUGAGCUGCAUAUUGUCCACUAUAACUCAGACCAGUACCCUAACAUCAGCGCUGCCAGUAACCAGUCAGGAGGCCUCGCCGUCCUCGCUGUUCUCCUGGAGAGAGGCUCCUUCAAUCCAUCAUAUGACAAGAUCUUCAGUCACCUUCAACACGUGAGGUUCAAAGGUCAACAAGUGCGCAUCCCGGGCUUCAACAUUGAAGAGCUGCUUCCGGAGAAGACUGCCGAGUACUACCGCUACGAGGGGUCCCUGACCACCCCACCUUGCAACCCCACCGUGCUCUGGACGGUUUUCCGUAACACUGUGCAAGUUUCCCAGGAGCAGCUGCUGGCUUUAGAGACAGCUCUGUUCUGCACAGAUGUGAGUGACCCUGCCCCCAUAGAAAUGGUCAACAACUUCCGGCAAGUCCAAAAGUUUGAAGAGAGGCUGGUGUACAUCUCCUUCCAACAAGGACUUACCGACGCAGAACUGAGUAUGGGCAUCGUCCUGUCCGUGGCCCUGGCUGGUAUUCUUGGCAUCUGCAUUGUCCUGGGAGUGUCCAUUUGGCUCUUCAGAAGGAAAAAGAGCGCUGUGGCCGAAACAGCAGUGCCCGCUUCACAGGAUGAUCACCAUGGGAAGGUCACCGUGCUCAGACUUGAAGGUGUGUCAGCCCUGCUGCCAUGGCUAAUUAUCCAUGUGACUAUGGACAAGUCUCUUGGUUCGGGGUUUGCACCUGAACACAGUCAGCAAGGCUAUCUUCUUGCUAAGAUCUUCACAUCUGGUUUUUCUUCUAUGAAUCCAGGGAGAAAAACGAGGGAAAACCUGCACUCUCACAUUAGCUAUUAAUUCCCUUGGCCCGUGGUUUUAUCGUCACUUUUGGGUUUUCCUAAACAUAAUUACCUUUCCUGGUAAGAACAUUAAAAAUAUUUUUGGAAAUUAUGAAACCAAAAGUUUGAAGUACAGUCAUAACGAGAUCUUCAAAAUGCAGGUCUAGUACUGUGAGGUAUUAAAAGAACAGUUGCAAAAUGAACAGGUUCCACUGUAGUUCAUGAAUGCCCUGCUUGGAGGGACUCCCUCCCAACAGCAGAAGCGAGCAAGUCCCAAGGGGAAGAGUCUGACUUCAAAAAGCCCCUCAGUGCCGUAUCUGAGUCAGGCUGCUGUCUGGUUAUUCUCUCCACUUUGACUAACGAGACUGA
This is a messenger RNA of Chinchilla lanigera (long-tailed chinchilla), 1555 nucleotides long. It is a transcript of the gene Ca12, whose product is annotated as carbonic anhydrase XII. The record is from RefSeq and is a predicted model, not a curated record. NCBI's taxonomy places the organism in Eukaryota, Metazoa, Chordata, Mammalia, Rodentia, Chinchillidae. Gene Ontology annotation, cellular component: plasma membrane. Gene Ontology annotation, molecular function: zinc ion binding; carbonate dehydratase activity.